CACCAGUUGUAAAAUGGGCUAUAAAGUUUUAUUUACGGUCUUUUUACUGGCUGGAGUAUGCCCCGGGGGUCUGGCGUACCCCACAGGUGCGCCGCUUCAAGCGUGCGCGGAUAUGAAACCUUUACAUCCACCCACCACCACUUCCGGUCAAGCGCCAUUCGCCAUCAAAACCAGCACCCUAGUCUACACACCCGGAGCUGAAAUCACGGGGACGAUCUACUCGCCGAGCGGGGUGAAGUUCCGGGGAUUGCUGAUGGAGGUCUUAAAAACUGAUAACACCAGCACCGACCCAGUUGGGACGUUUGACGUCGUGGACAACAACACACAGACACAGUGUGGGCAGGGUUCCAAACAAGGCCUGACGCACGUAUCUAACAGUAACAAGACGUCGGUUACCUUCAAAUGGAUUGCACCGUCGGCUCCUGCCGGGGACAUACGAUUCAGAUUGUCGGUUGUGGAGUCGUAUGACGUGAGUCGUUACUGGUUGGGCAUCUUCUCGGCCACGGUACAAGACUGUUCCAUACAUCCUACGAUCGUCGGGUGUAAAGGUUCCCCAACCCCGCCACUACCCGCCUCCUCGUCCGCGAGGCCGUCAUCCAUCUCCACACUUCCGCCAACGAAGUCAACACAGUCGCCGGUCAUAACCUCUCCCGCUAAAUCAAGCAUCCCGUACGACCCGGCAUGCGGAAAGACCAAGGGAUGUUUCCCGGACGCGAGUAGGUGCUCCAGUGGAUGUCACUAUCUGGUCACCUGGGGACCCGCCGCCGCCACAGAUGAAAGUGACAUCAUCGCGUUUAACAUCAAAAUGAUGCUAGACGAUAUGAGCGAUGUUUGGAUGGCGGUUGGGCUGUCUAAAACGGGCAAAAUGGACAAGACGACCGUGGCAGCGUGCCUGACACAGGGCGGUCAAUCUUUCUCCCUGUCCUCUUCCUACAACAAUGGGCACGCAAAUGUACCCUUUAGCAACCCGACCAUGGGCCUGUCGGGGAUGGACGCGAGUGUGAGCGGGAAGGUUUUCUCGUGCUCCUUCACGCGCCUACGUGCUAUGAACGAGACAAACUUCUGGAACAUUUCCGACCCCAUGUACAUCCUGGUUGGGACAGGGCCCGUCGCAAACGGUCUGAUGAGCCAGCACAUGGUUGAUCCCGUGAGCAGCAGUGCAAAGAUUAACUUCACGGCCUUCAGCAUUAUUGGAGAGGGAGAUCGCACUUCUAUACUCAUCAAGGCACACGGUGCGUUGAUGACGGUGGCUUGGCUGUUUUUCUCAAGUGUAGGCAUUGUUGUUGCCCGUCACUGCAAAUCCAUCCUAGAACACAAGCUGUUGCUAAAACACAAGUCCUGGUUCCUGGCCCAUCGCACGAUGAUGACGCUGGCUGCCCUCUGUGUGAUUGCCGCCGUUGUAGCCAUCUUCGUGGAGCGCAAGGGAUUCAGCAAGAUUGUACCGGAAGUCGGGAAGGAGUAUACAAAAGCACAUCCGUUUCUGGGAAUUGUGGUGGCGGCGUUGACCGUCAUUAAUCCGAUUAUGGCGCUGUUCCGCCCCGCCCCGGAAAGCAAAAAGAGAUACAUCUUUAACUGGGCACAUUUCUUUGUGGGGACAUCGGCACAUAUACUAGCAGUGAUUAACGUGUUUUUCGGCUGCCACCUGAGUGCGGCGCACUUGGACAAGAGCAGCGCCCUUUACCUGAUGGUGGCAUACGUGGCCGUCUUCGUCGCCGUGUAUAUCAUCUUCGAAAUUCACAACAGAUGCAGCAAGUCAAAAAAAGAUCAAUAUGUUCAGUUCAGUGCCACAACAUUACCGCCAAAGGCUGUGGGCUCCGGAAGCAGCCUUAUGGUGUUCAUGCUUGUGUUCCACGUUCUCAUGAUGGCGGCAGUCUCAUUUGGUCUCCUCUUCCUGAUUCUGUGGCCUAACACUACCGGAAGUCACUGACGGCUCCACCGGCAAUGACAAUAAUAGCGGUACACCUUGGUGGAUUCGUUGUCAAAAUCGAUAUCGCCACUGAACUGUCGUCAAAAUUCGACAUCAUAUUCGUGAUAUUUAAUAUUCAGUCACAAAUCAUGUAACACGCGGCUUUGUUCUUUUAAGUACCACCAUAAAUGUUAAGAAAUUCAGUGAUAUAUUGCCUGUUGUAGAGUGUA
This is a messenger RNA of Mya arenaria, 2136 nucleotides long. RefSeq names its product putative ferric-chelate reductase 1. Bases 14 to 1927 code for a protein of 637 amino acids. The transcript has 16 exons. Gene Ontology annotation, molecular function: oxidoreductase activity, acting on metal ions. Lineage: Eukaryota; Metazoa; Mollusca; Bivalvia; Myida; Myidae. The record is from RefSeq and is a predicted model, not a curated record.